AUGGUCCGUAGUGUCCGUGACCCGAUUGUGACACUAAUGAAUCCAACCUCUUGGCUAAAAAAUUCAAAGGACACUUGUCCAAUUGGUGUGUUUACUGCUCAGAACAGGGACUACUGGGCGAAGGCUCGGGAGAAGUUGGUGGCUAAGGAUGUGAACAGGGAAAGCCUUGAAGUGAUUGACAGCAGCCUGACUAUAAUCUUCCUAGAUGAGGAAAGGCCAAAGGAUGUGGAUGAAGAAGCCAUGUUCUCCAUGACCGGACAAGGAACAAACAGAUACUUUGACAAAGCCCUCCAGUACAUUUCCUACGCCAAUGGCAAAAUAGGGGUGAAUGCUGAACACGCAUGCAGUGAUGCUACGAUGCCAGGUCGCAUCUGGGAAUACAUUUUGGCCAAGGAGCAGUACAAUGAAGAUGGAAGUGUCCCCAAAGCCCCGGAGGCCAUUGUGCAGAAACUACAGACACCAACCAAACUUGAAUGGGACCUAUGCGAUGUUGAAAAUGAAAUCACUGAAUCUCUUGAACACUUCAAGAAACUGGCGAACGGUUUUGUGUCAAAGAGUGUGUUCGCGGAUUAUGGCAAAGGCUUCAUCAAAACCAAGAGGCUCAGUCCUGAUGGAUACAUACAGAUGGCGAUUCAACUGGCAUACUUUAAGCUGAAUGGAAAAUGUGUGAAAACAUAUGAGUCUGCAUCCACGAGAAUGUUUGCUGAUGGGCGUACUGAAACAAUACGACCAGUGACAGAGUCUUCAGUAGCCUGGUGCAAGGCCAUGUCGCUGAUGAAAGGGACAACUCGGGAACAGAAGAUCUUGCUACUGAAACGGGCCAUCAACGCACAGACCAAGCUGAAGAACGAGGCCGUGGUAGGGCUCGGGUGGGAUCGUCACAUGUUUGGGCUCUUUGCCUGCUGUAAAGAACUUCAGAUGGAGCUCCCCAGUGUGUUCAAAAACAAGUACAUGUUCAUGCCAGAUGUAUUGAGCACAUCUCAGACUCCGACAAAGUACACGGAUAUAUGGAAGCAGGAGAAGUCGUGUCUAGGUGGCGGCUUUGCUGCAGUGAAUCCAAAUGGCUAUGGGGUCUCCUAUAUCAUUGUUGGAGAAGAUCUCAUCCUUUUCCAUGUGAGCGCAAACAAGUACUCCGAGGAGACGUCAGCGCACAAAAUGACCGACGCCAUCAUGGACUCCAUGAAUGAAAUACGGGAUCUGCUUAAUUAA
Molecule: messenger RNA, 1209 nt
Organism: Mya arenaria
Lineage: Eukaryota; Metazoa; Mollusca; Bivalvia; Myida; Myidae
Product: carnitine O-palmitoyltransferase 1, liver isoform-like
Exons: 13
Coding region: 1-1209 (402 amino acids)
Biological process (GO): carnitine metabolic process; fatty acid metabolic process
Cellular component (GO): mitochondrion
Molecular function (GO): carnitine O-palmitoyltransferase activity
Source: RefSeq, a predicted model, not a curated record